AUUCUGGUUGAAGGGAGGGGCCCAAGCUUUUUGGAUGACGACGAAUGUUCUAGGUUAGGAUGGCUAAAUUAAUUCUGCUAGAAAAACCUAGAUAAAUAUAAACCUAGAUACCAAAAUUUUGGUGACAGUACUACAGCCAGUCUGCCCCUAAGGAAUCAUAUUCAUCCCUAAUCUCCAACUUGGAAGCCCUACCUUCUUUUUCUUCCAAACUUUGUGCUAUAAAUACCUUCCCAAUCCCUACCUUCUUUCUCAGCUUCAUUUAGUUUUCCAUCUCCUCUCCACUUUUUACAACCAUCAUGGAUAGUCGAGUUGAGACAUCAGAAACUCUGAGGAACAAGUGUGCAGCAUGCUUCAGACAAUUUAACAGACUGGAGCAUCUUGUGGAGCAUAUGAGGAUAUCAUAUCACUCAGUUCAUGAACCCACGUGCGGAAUCUGUAAGAAACAUUGCAGAUCUUUUGAGUCUCUCAGAGAACAUCUUAUAGGGCCAUUGCCAAAACAAGAAUGUAAGAACAUAUUCAGCAACAGAGGAUGCAAAUUUUGCUUGGCAAUCCUCGAUAGCCCUCACAGUCUCAGGAUUCACCAGCAUUCAUGCCAACUCUCCAGUGUUAAUAACGCACUAGGUGCUCGUUCUGGUAAGCUGGGAAUGCGUGACAAUUUAACCAUAGAUUAUGGAAGAACAAGAGGCUCCCCAGUGGUUGCAAUGGCAUGCAAGAUGGUUGGAGGUGGCAGUGAUGGGUCCCUAGAUCUCUGCGCAAGGGUUUGCCUAAUUGAUGAAUACGAAAAUGUUAUCUUCCAUAGUUAUGUCAAGCCAAUACUUCCAGUCACCAACUACAGGUACGAAACUACAGGCAUUCGUCCCGAAUACUUGAGGGACGCCAUGCCGCUUAAACAGGUUCAAAAGAAGAUUCAAGAUUUCCUCUGCAAUGGGGAACCAAUGUGGAAAAUUCGUCCUAGGUGUGGAAAGGCUAGGAUUCUUGUUGGCCAUGGUUUGGAUCAUGAUCUUGACCGUCUACAGAUAGAAUAUCCAGCAACAAUGUUGAGGGAUACUGCAAAAUAUCCUCCAUUGAUGAAAACAAGCAAGCUCAGCAACUCGCUCAAGUAUCUGACACAGGCAUAUCUGGGGUAUGACAUACAAAUUGGCAUUCAAGACCCCUACGAGGAUUGCGUAGCAACAAUGAGGCUCUACCAGAGAAUGAAAUCCCAGAAUCAUAAAGUAGAGGAUUUCCCACUUGCUUCUGAUGCACAAAACCGAAACAAUUUUGCAUCAUGGAGGCAAAGUGAGCUUGAGAGGAUGACCCCUGAACAAAUGUUGGAUAUCUCAAGGUCUGAUUUCUACUGUUGGUGUUUGGACUCCAGGGACUAUUAAAAGUAUCAAUACUAUAUGUGGAUCAACCUCUCUUUAUAUAUAUAGAUCAUGUAUUAUGAUUACUCUAUAAUAAAAUGGGAAUAUAUACAUAUAUAUAUAUUUAUUAUAUGUCAUUCCCCAGUAGACCCUAUAUAUAUAUAUAUAUAUGAUUACAAUGGAAAUUAAUGUACUAUUUGCAGGAUCAGUUUAUAUAUUUAUAAAUGAAUGAAAUAAUAGGGUUCUGAAUCAAUUCUAUGUCAU
Molecule: messenger RNA, 1607 nt
Organism: Ziziphus jujuba (common jujube)
Lineage: Eukaryota; Viridiplantae; Streptophyta; Magnoliopsida; Rosales; Rhamnaceae
Product: RNA exonuclease 4
Exons: 6
Coding region: 297-1367 (356 amino acids)
Biological process (GO): rRNA processing
Cellular component (GO): nucleus
Molecular function (GO): 3'-5' exonuclease activity; nucleic acid binding
Source: RefSeq, a predicted model, not a curated record